AUUGAAUAUAUAUAUUCGUGUAGAUCUAAGCCGAGCUGCAUUGAGACGAGAUCUUUCAGUAUCCAAACGGGUCGCAGAAAAAUGCACCUUGUCUUUGCCUUUUUUCGGAUCUGAUAACCUUGGAGUCUCCAGAUAGGUCGACAUUUUUGGUCAAUCCAUUAUUGUUCUUUCUGAGAGGCUCCCCAGAGCAAAACUUCAGGAGCGGGGUUACUUAAAAGGGGAAAAUGUACUAGCGAGUGUCGACUGUUGCUAAGUAUGGAAAGUCCAGGGAACAAGAAGAGAGGAUACGAACAUGGGACUGGUGUUUUGGAAGAUGACGCAUUCAUCGUCGGGGAAGCGAAGAAGCAGAAAAUACCCACUUUGGGAAGCAUUGUUGUGGAAGCCUUGAAGGUGGACAGCCUGCAAAGGUUUUGCUCAUCGCUGGAGCCUCUCCUGCGAAGAAUUGUGAGCGAAGAAGUAGAGAGGGCAUUGACAAGAUUAGGCCAUGCUAUGCUGGCUGAAAGGUCAUCCCCACCUAGAAUACAAUAUCCAGAAGAGAAAGGUAUGCAGCUUCAAUUUAAGACCAGGAUGCCACCCCAUCUAUUCACUGGAGGGAGGGUCGAGGGUGAACAAGGUGCAGCCAUUCAUGUCGUGUUGAUAGACCGAGCCACUGGUCUUGUGGUGCAAGAUGGUCCUUCAUCAAAUGCCAAGCUAAAUGUCGUCGUGCUUGAAGGAGACUUCAACGACGAAACUCAAGGUGAUUGGAGUGAGGAGCACUUUGAGAGUCUCGAAGUGAAAGAGCGGGAGGGCAAAAGGCCACUCCUCACAGGUGAUCUCCAGGUUAUACUGAAGGAAGGGGUUGGAACUCUUGGGGAACUUAGUUUCACCGAUAAUUCCAGCUGGACAAGAAGCAGAAAGUUCAGGAUCGGUGUGAAGGUCGCCACCGGAUGUUGUGAAGGGAUUCGUGUUCGCGAGGCUAAAACUGAGGCUUUUGCUGUUAAAGAUCACAGGGGAGAAUUGUAUAAAAAACAUUACCCACCUGCUUUACAUGACGAAGUAUGGAGACUGGACAGAAUUGCAAAGGAUGGAGCUCUGCAUAAGAAGCUAAUUAACGCUGAAAUUGUAACGGUUGAAGAUUUUCUACGGCUUCUUGUCAGGGACCCUCAGAAGUUAAGAAAAAUCCUAGGGAGCGGAAUGUCGAACAGAAUGUGGGAGAAUACGGUCGAGCAUGCAAAGACGUGCGUCAUGGGUGGGAAGGUGUACAUAUACUACACUGACGUCAAUCAUAAUACUGGCGUGGUCUUCAACGAUAUCUAUGAGCUCAUAGGCUUUCUUACUGAUGGGCAGUUCUUCUCUCUGGAAAAUCUGACCAACAAGCAAAAGAUCUCAGUAGACUCCCUGGUGAAGAGAGCCUACGAGAACUGGAACCAAGUCGUAGAAUAUGACAGCAAAGUUCUAAGCUCCGUCCCUGGUACAAGGAAAGAAACGACAUCCUCAGUUUUCCUGGAGGCUGUAACCGAGAAUGCUAGUGUUCGAGAUCAGCACUACACAACGACCACAAAAUACUCACAGCAAUAUUCAUCACAAUGUGAAGAAAGAGACCCGCAUUGCCAAGAUCAGAAUAUCUACCAACCGAUUUCUCCACUCAUGGAACUUCCGAAUGUUAGACUUCCUCAAGCUGCAACUCAGGUUCUAGAUGCUCCACAAGAAGCAUUUCCCAGCAUCGGUACAGAUUACUUGUCCACCGGCACUCCAGGGAUGGGGGGGACUAAUUAUUCUGGAGACUUGUUUGCGGAGGAAAUCCGGCUCAGGAGCAUGGAGAUGCUGCAGAGUAAUGAUAUGCAGAGACUGCUCAGGUCAUUCAGUACUGGACCCAGCUUCCACCAUUCGAAUGAGGAUAGCGUCACUUAUGGUGUUCCGUAUGACAGUAGGACGGAUUGCCAGCUCCAGCAGAAGUGCAGCCAGAGCUCAGGAAAAGCCGUUGUGGGCUGGCUUAAGCUGAAGGCCGCUUUGAGAUGGGGCAUAUUCAUUAGGAAGAAAGCUGCAGAGAGAAGAGCUCAGCUUGUAGAGCUUGAUGACUCCUAGACUGCCUAUCUUUGUUUGAUUUUCUUUUUAUUUUUCUGCCUCUCCCAGUUAGCCUCUGUUAGAUAUUCGGGCAUUUUUAACUCCUCUUUUGUCGACUUUAAAAUGGUGAUAUCUUAGCAUAAUAAAACGGCUUGAACGGUCUUUAACUUC
Molecule: messenger RNA, 2214 nt
Organism: Eucalyptus grandis
Lineage: Eukaryota; Viridiplantae; Streptophyta; Magnoliopsida; Myrtales; Myrtaceae
Product: calmodulin-binding protein 60 E
Exons: 7
Coding region: 256-2064 (602 amino acids)
Biological process (GO): regulation of salicylic acid biosynthetic process
Cellular component (GO): nucleus
Molecular function (GO): calmodulin binding; DNA-binding transcription factor activity; sequence-specific DNA binding
Source: RefSeq, a predicted model, not a curated record